AUGCCUCCCAAACGCAAAGGCGUAGUGAGCUACUCUGAUUACGCCUCGGGCUCUGAGAUCGAGACAAAACCCGCAAAGCAGACGAAGAAAUCACCCACCAAGAAGCUGACGUUUGAAGAGAAGGGUUAUGGCAAAGGAAAGGCCAUCUCUGACAGCGAAACUUCUGGUCCGGAAAAGAAGAAGGCCAAACUCCCUACAAGUCGCCGCGGAGGGGACCCUUCUCCAACACGCCGCAGCACUCGCGCCACCUCGAAAGCUCGCCAGCCUCCUCCACCCGCCAAAGCUCCACCACUGCCAACUCCUCCCACCACCAUGAGCGGCUCCAGAAGCCAGUCUACAAGCCGCAGAGGGCGCCAUCCAUCACCCUCAGCCAUGGACACUUCCAAGCUCCCCAAACGUACUCGCACCGUCUCUCCUCGCAAGCGCCUCAUCGAAGACUCCCCACCGCCCGAAGACAAGAUGGACCCGUUCCCUAAGAGGCGCCCUCCGAUGACCGUCACCGACAAGCCCGCCGUUCGCAACUGCUACGGCGAAAAGGUGCCUCCACCCGUCGACACUCAACAAAAGAUGCGCCAAGCACUCAACUUCCUGUCGGACGAAGGCGUCGAGAACUGUCAAGACUUUGAGCAAAAGCUGGCCGCUCUCGAGGAGUGGCUCCGCAAGAACCAUCCCGCCAUGGACGGCAUCAUUCCAGAAGGCGAGGAAGAUGUCGAGAGGCUCUGCCGCAGAGUCGAGUACAUGAUCUGGGUGCACAAGCGGCGCAUCGAAGAAGGCGCCGACCAGUGGUUCUCGCGCGACCAGUUCCCGCAUUCAAAGACCUUCUACACGCCCAUCAGACCUGGCAAGAACGACGGCUGGCGCCUCAACCCGGAUGGCUCCAUGAUCAACAGGCCAGAGCACGCCAAGCUGCAAGUCAUGGUGCAACAGGACAGGGAACGUGCAGCAAAGCAACGCGCCGAACAAGCUGCCAAAGAUGCCGCCGCCACUGCCGCUGCUGCACUGGCGCCAAAAGCUACUUCCGCUUCCAGGGCGCCUGCUAAACAGCCCGUUCGAUCCAGGUCUCCCGCCAAGCAGACUGCCGCUUCUAGUGAAGACUCUGCUGCUGCUGCUCCCGAUGCGCCCACUCGUGCAAAGUUUGGAUUGCCUUAUCCCGAAUUCUGGCACCGCAAGGAAGCCGCUCGCUUCCCCUAUGGCGAGACUCCCUACAUGGAACGUGUCUACAGCAAUCAAAUCGACGCCGACCUUGCUCGUGGCAGAGAAUCAAGAGAAGCUAUCCAAGCUGGCUCUCUCUACCCGAUCAAGAAGAUGUACAACAACUUUCUCGGUAUGUUGCCCUUGUCUGGAGGAAAGAACAAGGCUGGUCCACCCUACGAUCCUUACAAGCUGCCUGACGUCUCGGACGAUUUCCUCGAUGAACAAGAGCAGAAGCACGGUUUCCUCGGUUGGUAUGACAAGGGCACGGGCGACAAGAGAACAGCUGCAGAUGCUGCACUGCAAGCACCAAAGUCACCUGCCAAACGGACCAGAUCUGGUAGGAACGCUACAUGA
This is a messenger RNA of Aureobasidium subglaciale EXF-2481, 1548 nucleotides long. RefSeq lists its product as uncharacterized. The record is from RefSeq and is a predicted model, not a curated record. NCBI's taxonomy places the organism in Eukaryota, Fungi, Ascomycota, Dothideomycetes, Dothideales, Saccotheciaceae. Bases 1 to 1548 code for a protein of 515 amino acids. The transcript is spliced from 2 exons.